Saccostrea cuccullata (small rock oyster) is the source of this 1079-nucleotide messenger RNA. RefSeq lists its product as uncharacterized. Bases 51 to 641 code for a protein of 196 amino acids. Lineage: Eukaryota; Metazoa; Mollusca; Bivalvia; Ostreida; Ostreidae. The transcript is spliced from 5 exons. The record is from RefSeq and is a predicted model, not a curated record.
CAACCGCAUUGUAUCUGCGCCAAGUUUACGGUCACUGGUGAAACAACAUUAUGGAGUUAUAUGAUCACUUUUAUCGGAUUUUCAUUUCUUCUGUGCUUGUGUUGUUUUCUUGUAUGGAUGUGGUCACGGCCCUUGAAUUCAACGUGACGGUACCAUUCGGAGUAAAACUCCACCCGGGAGACCGAUUCACGGCGUCCUGUAACAUCUGGGGAUAUCCCCCCAUUGACGUCGUCACAGAUCUGACGGUGCACUGGAAAUUCCACGAUAGCUAUAUUUGUGUUUUCGGAGAUAAAAUGGAAGAUGUUUCUGAAAAAUAUCAAUGUUCCUCAGUAACGGAAUAUGACCAAGAAAGCUUUAUUUUAUCAAUCUCAGCGGUGUCUUCAGAAGACAGCGGUAAUUACACCUGUGAAGUCAAGGAAAAGAAGAAAACAUCACCGAUGCCAUCCCUAGUAGAGCUUAUAGUUGUUGAACCUACGACAGUGUUACAAAUCACGGAAAAUCCAGAAACCACCGCCGCCACAACCAUGGCUGCUAAAAACGGAUGUCCUUCAAGUCACUUUCAACACCUUUUAUUGCCUCUGUGUAUCCAAAUAUUGUCAUUUGUUAUCCUACAUAGUAUCUUCAAAAUUUUUACAGCCUGAGUAAUGUUACAUCUGUAAAAUAAUAGCUUUUUAUAAGCGGAAUGAAAUUUGCUGUUAUGUUUAACACUUGUGAUCCCCCUUUUCAAAAGUCGAAUUUGUUUUUUUAAUGAGAUUUGUGCAGAUUUGUAAUUGCUGGAUGUGAAAUUUCAAUAGAAAUGAGUUGCGGUUUACAAGAAGUUUUUAUUUCAAUUUUGUGUCCAACAUAUUUUAUUCAAAUUAAUUAGCCCCCCCCCCCCCCAAAAAAAAAAAAAAAGAGAGAGGAAAGUUUUGUAAAUUUUCCAUUGAUGUAUCUGUAGGAAGAUAUCCAGAUCUCUAUCAUCAACAUGGAUAUGUUUAAAUAUGAUAUGAUUUGAAAUAUUGGCCAGUAAAAUGCCAAUUUUGAUCAAGAAGAAUAUUUAUGUACAUGCAGUUUGUUUAUUAAAAAGUGAAAACGUUUAA